This is a messenger RNA of Trichomycterus rosablanca, 1994 nucleotides long. RefSeq names its product maternal embryonic leucine zipper kinase-like. The record is from RefSeq and is a predicted model, not a curated record. Gene Ontology annotation, molecular function: protein serine/threonine kinase activity; ATP binding. Gene Ontology annotation, cellular component: cytoplasm. The transcript has 17 exons. Lineage: Eukaryota; Metazoa; Chordata; Actinopteri; Siluriformes; Trichomycteridae. Bases 1 to 1719 code for a protein of 572 amino acids. Gene Ontology annotation, biological process: protein phosphorylation; intracellular signal transduction.
AUGAAAUCUUCACUCUGGACGAGUCUUUGUAUGCAGAACCUGAAGCCCUGGCUGCUGCACUGGAGACACUUUUAUGGCGGAGCCUCCGACAGUUUUAUGAAAGUUUGUGUACCUGUGGAGGUGCGUCAGGACACACGACAUGGGCUGCGUGUGAAGAUACCACCGAUGUGGAAGCAUGUAUUGGGAUUUCUGAUAGAUGUGCUGCCAUUAAGACGACGUCUUUACAUCAAAACAAUGCUGGACGACUUUGUGGACCAGAUCCAGAUGUGUAAAAAGCUGAUGUUCUGUGAAAAUCGUGACUUCACGGUGCUGGCUGAAGACCUGCAGCGCUGUUCGGUCCAGAGCUGCGAGGACACCGGGCGACGCUUCUGCUUCCGGGUGGUCACGCCCACAAGUUUAAUGCGUCUGAAUCAGGAGGAAUCAGACGGGUACAAGAACGAUUCGGAAUCAGAUUCCUCAAGCAAGCAGACAGACUCACAGGGACCACGAGUGUCUUCUGAAGCUCCAGGUGGGAUCAGUUCUGGAGAAGUCGUCUGUGAUGCUCUCGAGAACAAGGAUGCUGAAAGAGAAACCACCGACGGAGGACAUCAAGAGGAGAAGACGACCAACACGAACCCGGACAGCUUUGAGAGCGGACACACUGUCGGAGAGCUGCUGGGAAAGGGAGGCUGCGGUUCCGUCUACGAAGGCGACUGUAAAGCGGAUGGGAACCAGCAGGUAGAGGUACCAUGCGCUGUACCCGAGACAGACGACACCACAGAGGGAACGUCACGUGUGGUUGAGGACGUCUCUGAGCUGCACAAGUGCUAUGAGGUUUACAAAACCAUUGGAUCAGGUGGUUAUGCGACGGUCAAGCUCGGCAGGCACAUUCAGACUCAAGAGCCAGUGGCCAUAAAGAUCCUGGAGAAGAAAGAGCUCGGGGAUGAGUUGUCCGAUUUGAGGAUAGAGAUUAAAGCCCUGAAGAACCUCAAUCAUCAGCACGUGUGCCGCUUGUACCAAGUCAUGGAGACUGCUGACCAGAUCUACCUGGUGCUUGAGUUUUGUCCGGGUGGAGAUCUGUUCGACCACAUCGAUAAUAACGACAGGUUGUCGGAGGAGGAGACGCGCAGGAUCUUCCGUCAGAUCGUCUCGGCGCUGGCCUACGUCCACAGCCAGGGAUACGCCCACCGUGACCUUAAGCCAGAAAACAUGAUGCUGGAUGAGAAGAACAACAUCAAGCUCAUCGACUUUGGUCUCUGUGCCAAACCAGAGGGUGGAUUGGGUACUGCUCUGAUUGAGGGCUGUGGAACCCCUCCCUACUUGGCACCAGAAAUCAUUGAUGCGCAACCCUAUCUUGGUGCAGAGGCAGAUGUUUGGAGCUUGGGUGUUGUCCUAUAUGACAUGCUGUGUGGCUACCUCCCGUUCGAUGGUGACAACUUUGUGGAGCUCCAUGAACAAAUCACUAAAGGACAUUUUGACACUCCUGACUGGCUAUCUCCUGGUUCUGUACUGCUGAUUAAGGAAAUGCUGCAGGUGGUUCCAGAGCGGCGCAUAAAGGUGGAGCAUCUGCUGGAUCAUGAGUGGGUAAUGAAGGGGUACAGCAGCCCUGUGGAAUGGCACAGCACAUGUCCGCUGGAUCAUCUAGAUGAAGAAAGCAUCACUGAGAUGGCUGUGAUGUUCAGACAGUCCAACCAAAGCAUGAAGCAGCUGGUGUCUGAGCAGGAGACACCGUCGGUGUGACAAGGAGGGACGAUGGUGGCACCAUCCAAUCAGGAAACGUUACAUCUCAAUUCCACAUUUCAAUGAUUGUUGCAGAUGUUUCUCUCUAACCCAUCCUCUCUCUCUUUUUUUACCAGAACGAUGCAUUUUGGGUAUCUGUGUGUGACUGGUUAGAUGAACUCCACUGAGGUGCCGCCCUUGUUGAUUCACACAGCUGUAUGAGAAGUGUAGAACAUGGAUGACCAGGAUCAACAAGCAUCAAAAUCUUAUUACAUUAAAUAAUAAAUAAAUAAACU